Molecule: messenger RNA, 1826 nt
Organism: Exophiala oligosperma
Lineage: Eukaryota; Fungi; Ascomycota; Eurotiomycetes; Chaetothyriales; Herpotrichiellaceae
Exons: 3
Coding region: 320-1177 (285 amino acids)
Biological process (GO): endoplasmic reticulum tubular network organization; membrane organization
Cellular component (GO): membrane; endoplasmic reticulum
Source: RefSeq, a predicted model, not a curated record
CUUCUUUCUAUGGAGCAGUGAAUUCCUUGCUAUUCCCCCCAAAAGUUGUUCUCUCUUGGUACCUUCACCACCACCAUUUGCUAUCUUCCUUCUCCCCCUCCACUGUUCGACUCUUGCUUCAAAACAGCUCCUGGAGGCGUACAUUGCUCGUUUGUCACCAAACACCACCUCGGUGUUGUUGUUGCGUACAUAGCUUCUCAUCCUUUUCACUCGUUCUCAUCCACCUCCCUCCAUCGAAUCUCCAAAGUCUCCCUCCUCACGCAGUCUCCUACUUGCGUCUUGACCGCCCCUCCAUUGACUUCCUCUGAAGCUUCACGCAAUGGCUCCUCCAUCUCCCCCCAAUGCCUCGCUUGGCGAACGGGUAACUCGACUCGCCACGACCCUGCAAUUUGCCUGGUUCCUCGGUCACUUCACCCUCUUACUCUCCGUCUUCCGUUACGGCCUCUCCUACUUCACGUUCAACUACAACUCUAAAUGGGCAGCUUUCACCUACAGACUCGCCUUUGUCUCGGCCGUCGCAACAUACGGGAUCGUGGUCUUCAAGGCCUAUCGUGCCCGUGUGAAGCCAGGUGACCCCGUCGGCCGUACCGCGAUUCUCUUGCUCUCUGAUGAGAACGUUCAAUACUUGCUCAUCAGUUUGGUUUGGCUCUACUCGAGGCAGAUCCCUCUAGCACUGUUGCCCUUCUCCGUCUACUCGGUCUUCCAUGUCGCAACUUAUACCCGUACCAACAUUAUCCCCACCAUUUCUCCUCCAAAGGUGGCGCCAGGUAGUACUCCAACCUCCCCCGGAGCGUCCAAGUCGCAAUCCCCUCUUGCGACCGCCAUUGGAAGAUUUGUCAAGGAAUACUACGACAGCUCGAUGAUGUUGGUGGCUGCCUUGGAAAUCCUCUUAUGGUUCCGUCUGGUCCUUUCAGCCUUGACCUUUAGCAAAGGUUCGUGGGUUCUGUUAGGCAUCUACACCGUUUUCCUGAGGGCGAGAUUCCACCAGAGUUCAUUCAUUCAAGGUGCCUUUUCGCAAGGGUCUGCCCACAUUGAUCAACAAGUCCAGAACCCCAACGUUCCACCCGCUGCCAGACAAGCUUGGGAAACCAUCAAGGGACUUGGUCGACAGGUGGUUGACGCCACAGACGUCCGAAAGUACAUUGGUGGAGCUGCUGCUCAAAAGAAGCCUCAGUGAGGACACCACAAGGUUAUUAGCAAGGGCGAAACAGAAUGGUCGGCUAGACCAUUUGGGUGGUCAGCCACGGCUCUUGUCAUCAAUAACACUGAAGCUAAGGACAGGACGAUAACGUUCUGAAAGUCGAUUGCUGGCAGAUGGAAGCAGGAGAGAGCUGUUGAGGACUGGUGAAAAAGAAAACAAGUUGGGAACGAAUGAAUGUGGAAAACCGAUUGAGAGCUGUUGAAAUUUCUUGUGUUGCGCGCGUCUCGACAAAAUCUUGUCAAUGGCCACGAGACUUUUGGUCGGAUGACGUCUCAAAGAGCUUUGUCGCAAAAGGGUCGUCAUAUCAUGUCGAUCCUCCAAAGGGCUGAAUGGGAGAGCGCGCUGCGUUUUGUAUGUGUGCGUAUUAAGGCGAGACAGGUGGAAAUGAUUGAGCAUUGCUUAGGCGCCUGGAUUCAAACGCUCUACUUCGAGGUUGCUUAGGUCAGAUACACAUAGGUAUGUAUGUUUGGAUUACUGGCAGCUUGAGAGGCAUGUUUUGCUCGGCUUGGGUCAUCAAGUAACAGUAGCUUGGGCAUGAGUAACUUGACAGAGGGGAUGAAAAUAGGGAUGAGUUAGUAUUACAGAUGAGUAUUUGCUAGUGUUGGUCGUAUCUUUUCAUCAUACG